Molecule: messenger RNA, 1911 nt
Organism: Boleophthalmus pectinirostris (great blue-spotted mudskipper)
Lineage: Eukaryota; Metazoa; Chordata; Actinopteri; Gobiiformes; Gobiidae
Product: zona pellucida sperm-binding protein 4-like
Exons: 12
Coding region: 102-1847 (581 amino acids)
Biological process (GO): binding of sperm to zona pellucida; prevention of polyspermy
Cellular component (GO): egg coat
Molecular function (GO): structural constituent of egg coat; acrosin binding
Source: RefSeq, a predicted model, not a curated record
CUCAUUACCUCCAAAGUUACUUGGAUCUGGUGUGGUGCUCCUGCUUCUCUUUACAGUUGGACAGCACGAGGCUCUCCUCUGUCUCCUGUAUCUCCGUCUAAAUGGGUCUGAACAGGGUCGAGUUUGUGGCCUUCCUCACGUGGACUCUGCUGUUGCUGAGUUUGGUCCAGGGAUGGAUCGACAUCACCAACUCACACAACCUAAGGGACAUUUUGGCUGGACGGUACUCCCUUGAUGCAGUUAAGCCUGAUGCCCACGUAAAACUUCCUGUUCAAUUUUACAACGAGCAUGAUGCUGAUGAGGAUGAUGAUGAGGAGGAAGAAGAUGAAUAUUAUGACAAUGGGGAAGAUGAUGAUGAUUUAAAAUCUGGAUUUUAUGAACCUCAAACUCCUCCUACUGAAAAACCUGGCCCUGAAAAGGAGGACCCUACUGGAUUCCACUUUUCUUGUACUACAAAUGCAUUUAAGAUCGCCUUGUCUAUAAAGGAAGUGGCUGAAGUUAAAAUCAUCGGCCCUAAAGACUUGUUGAGUGUUCAGGAUGCAGCGAAAUCUUGUGGUUACAAUCUGAACAAAGAAAAAGGGAUCUUGAUUGUGCCCUUUACCGGGUGCUUUGUCAAAAAGGAGGAGAUGGACUUCUGGACUCUACAGCUGCUUUUGUCUGGAGGGUCUCAAGUCCGUACUGCUACUUGUCCUGGACCAAAAUCUGUUAAAAGUGGACUGUCUCCUUGGACUAACCCUCAACAAACCUCCCUGAUCUGCCCAUUCACUACAGUAGCCCCUUCCACUGUACAACAUCCCACGGAUCCACAACACCACCACCAUCAACACCACCACCAUCAACACCACCACCAACACCACCAACAUCAACACCACCAACACCACCACCAACACCAAGUAAUACAGCUACCAGUGCUGUCCACAACACCAAAGUGUGCCUUCCCCACUGUGGAGCGUUUGCCAUGUGGUGGUGCCUGGAUGAGUAAACAGGAAUGUGAUGCUCUGGACUGCUGUUGGUAUCAGGCCUCCUGCUUUUACCCAAUGGAUGAGUGCACAAGCGACUUCCACUUUGUGUUUUCCAUCCACCAUGACACGGCCUCCCUCCCCCUGGACCCUUCCAGCCUUGUCAUCCCCGGCACCAACUGUAAUCCAGUCAUCCUCACGGACACUGUCGCCGUCUUCAAGUUUAAAAUGAAUGAAUGUGGCACUAGAACGUUUACAGUUGGUGGGACCCAGAUUUAUCUUGCUGAAGUGCAAACGGCUGUUGAGACUCUAAACCUAAAAUAUGGCGCGAUUUCAAGAAGUGCUCAAUUGCGAUUCCUGAUUGAGUGCCGCUACUGCUCCUCUGGUAACACUUUGGCCAGCACUGGAUACAUGGUGAUAACUCCCAGCUCCACACUGCCCUCUGCUGUCUCCUCUCAUGGACUGUACGGGGUUGAACUGAAAAUGGCAAAAGAUGAGACUUAUUCCUCUUUCUACCCCACAUACCAUCUGCCCCUGCGCCUCCUGCUGGGCAGAAAAAUCUACCUCCAGUUGCACUUACUGUCUCCAACUCCAGAGGCGGUCAUUUUGGUCAACUAUUGUAUUGCAUAUCCACGCUCUGCUUCCAAUGCUUUAGUGCUUGUUUAUGAAGGGUGUGCCAAUCCUUACGACCCACACACAUUCGUCCUCUUAAACAGUGACUUUGGUGCAGCUGGGAAUGAGAGGAGGUUUGUGGUCAAGGCUUUUCAAUUCAUGGAACAAAAUACAAACCAGUAUCUGGAUGAAGAAAUAUACUUCAUGUGUUCUACAGAAGUUUGCUUCCCAAUGGAGAGAACAUGCGAAGAACAAUGUUUUGAUGGAAAUAUGUAGCGGCCUCUCGCUCCAGAUGACCUGCAUAGGGGAAGACUUAACAUUAAUAAACUAUUUUAUUGUA